Messenger RNA from Lolium rigidum, 2544 nucleotides. RefSeq names its product probable leucine-rich repeat receptor-like protein kinase At1g35710. The coding region runs from base 119 to 2347 and encodes 742 amino acids. Lineage: Eukaryota; Viridiplantae; Streptophyta; Magnoliopsida; Poales; Poaceae. The transcript has 4 exons. The record is from RefSeq and is a predicted model, not a curated record. Gene Ontology annotation, molecular function: protein kinase activity; protein binding; ATP binding. Gene Ontology annotation, biological process: protein phosphorylation.
GCUGCAUGGUAAACCUCACGGUCAUUUUCUUGGAACAAUCAACGAGAUAACUAAGGCUAUAUAUCCAUGUAUGUAAGAUGUGUGCUUUGGAGCCUCACCUACAAUAGACCUGCACACCAUGAGCCUUCUCCUAGCCUUGGUACAGCUUAUGUUGCUUCUUGCCUUGCCAGAUCUUUCUUGCGCCUCGAAUUCUACACAGUCGCCACUGGAUCGGCAAGCUGAGGCACUCCUCCAAUGGAAAUCUGGCCUAUUCAGAACAGGGACCCAACUGGAAUCAUGGACAAAGGAAACCAGCCCCUGCAACUGGACUGGCGUUAAGUGCAACACCAUGUUGCCUCGUGGCCGUGAUUCUGCCCUAGUUGUGUCGGAAAUUUGGCUUUCGUGGGGCCUCCUGAAUGGCACGUUGGACAGGCUCAACUUUGGGGACUUCUCCCAUCUUAUGUACCUGGGCCUCAAUCACAACUCUCUCUCAGGCUCAAUCCCGUCAUCCAUUGGUCGUCUUGCCGAGCUCGUGUACUUGGAUCUAUCCUACAAUGACCUCAGUGGAUCUAUCCCACGAUUCAUAGGCUUGCGUCAUCUUGUCCAUCUCGACCUCAUGGACAACGCUAUCUCUGGCCGAAUCCCAUCAAACAUUGGUGUUCUUGCAAAGCUCGAAUAUUUGGAUCUAUCCUUUAAUCUUCUUGAUGGAUCUAUCCCACCAUCUAUAGGUAAUUGUACACAAAUAUCCUCCCUCAAUCUCUCUCACAAUCAAAUAAAUGGUUCCAUUCCUUCGACCUUCUCAAAAAUGAUCUUUCUGACAACACUUGCACUUGAGUCCAAUCAGCUUAAUGGCAUACUACUACCAGGGUUAGGAUCUCUUGUUCUUCUGUCACGUCUGCACCUAAGUAGCAAUCAAUUUUUAGGAGGCAUUCCACCUGAGAUAGGACACUGUCACUCUUUAUUGUCGAUACUCAUAUCAGACAACUUACUGACAGGGGAAAUACCACAAGAACUUGGGCAUCUUACCAGCCUAUAUGAGCUGGAUUUGAGUAGAAAUAGUCUAAGUGGUGCUAUCCCAGGGAAUCUUUCUAUGCUACACAAUCUGCACGACCUGAAUUUAUCAUAUAACAGUUUGACUGGCAGAGUUCGGUAUACAACUAUCCCUGCAUCAGUGACCACUCUUUCACUUGACCAUAAUAAGGCUCUAUGCGGCGAGUCACAAUAUAAAUUGAGUCCAUGUGAAUCACCAAAGCUUGGCAGAAAACAAGAAAGUAUUAAACGCCCAAAUUUGAUGUUACUUCUUGCUUUUGUUACUCCCCUUUCCUUCGUUUGCCUCACAAUAGCAAGCAUGGUGGUUGUUUGCCGGAGAAGAAAAUCAAUAAAAAGUAGCAUCAAAAACCAGUCUGGAGACAUACUUUCCAUAUGGAAUUUCGAUGGGAAGAUCGCAUUCGAAGACAUAAUCAGUGCAACAGAAAAUUUCGAUGAGAAAUACUGCAUCGGCGUUGGGGGAUAUGGAUCUGUCUUCAAGGUUGAGCUUGACAGCGGGUUUAUCUUUGCUGUCAAACUCCUCCAUUUAAUGGAAGAUAACAGUGACGAGGGAACAUUUCACGCCGAGAUUGAAGUGCUGACGAAAAUCAGGCACCGAUGCAUAGUCAAUCUGUAUGGCUUCUGUUCCCAUUCCCACUGCAAAUUCCUUGUGUAUGAUCUUAUCGAGAGGGGAAGUUUAUCGUCCAUUCUGCACGAGCAAGAGCUAGCAAAGGAACUGGAUUGGCCCAGGAGAGUCGCUGUCGUGAGGGACGUAGCUCAAGCUCUCUCUUACUUGCACCAUGAUUGUGAUGAUCCGAUUGUGCAUCGUGACAUAAAAAGCAGCAAUAUUCUUCUGGACCUCGAUUACAAAGCUUAUGUCUCGGACUUUGGCAUGGCGAGGAAGCUCAAGAACGGUUACUCAAACUGGAGCAUUAUCUUUGCCGGUACAUGUGGCUACAUAGCCCCAGAAUUAUCAUCCACUAUGGUGUUAACUGAGAAGUGCGACGUGUACAGCUUCGGCGUGGUUGCGCUGGAAGUUGUUAUGGGAAAGCACCCAGGUGAUCUACUCCUCCCCUUCUUUUGCCGAACAGAGCAGCCGGUAAAGCUCAAGGACGUCCUGGAUCAACGCAUUGCAGCACCGUUGAGCAUCGACGAGGAGAAGGCUGUCAUUUUGGUUGCUCUGGUUGCUUUUGCUUGCCUGCAAGUCAACCCAAAAGCCCGGCCGACAAUGCAGCAGGUAUAUCAAGCGCUCUCAAAUAGAAGCCACAUAGCGCUCAGGCCCCUUCAUGAAAUCAGGCUGCAAGAUUUGCAUGAUUACUGUGGCAGCAUAAAGAGUAUCUGAAGUUGUAUAUAUGAUCUCCUGGGUUGGCAGUUAUAUAUUUUCCCUCAAAAUUUGUAUCCACUAUUGGAUACAAAAAUAUAACGUCCCCUUUAUGUCUACAUCUUCAUUCAGUUGAAGCAGGUGUAAGUGCGAUCACAUAUUUUCCAGCCGGUCAUGUUUUGAAUUGUUAAAACUGAGUUCAUGAAUCUAUUUUUAGA